Messenger RNA from Porites evermanni, 3419 nucleotides. The record is from the annotation of a GenBank genome assembly. NCBI's taxonomy places the organism in Eukaryota, Metazoa, Cnidaria, Anthozoa, Scleractinia, Poritidae.
AUGGAUAUCCAAGAAUACAAAAAACUUGCAAGAAAUAAAAUUGAAGCUGAUACUUUGACUCGUCAGGUGAGAGAUGUAAUAAAAAUAACAAAAUGGGAAAAACAAGAUGCUCGGGAAGGAUUUAAAGAGACAUUUAAACCACUUAUUCAAUCACAGGAUAGUAUUAAAAAAAGUAUUGAUGAACAGCAAAACGCAACUAUAGCACAACUUAAAGCUAAUCAACUUGCUCUUACACAAGGUUUUGAACAGUUUAACAGAUUAGCUGAUAUGAGAGAAUUACCAUAUGUUGGAGAAGAUUUGGGUGAUUAUGACAAUGAAAAAGGUUGGGAUGAAAAUUGGGUGCCAGGUAGUAGUUCUAAAAAAGAUAGAUAUUUAAAUUUAGAAAAAAACUUUGAAGGAAGAGAUCUAGAUAUAUUAAAAGAAUUUAGGUACCCAAGACCAAAUGAUUUUUUUGAAAUUAAUCCUAAAGAUUUAAAUCUAACUUUAGAAGAAUUAAAAGGUGAUAUAAAACGGUUAAAUGGUGAAAUUAGUGGUAGAAAGAAAGCUAAAAACCCAUCUCCAGUGUAUGAAGCUGAAACUGAAAUUAAAAAAAUGCAAAAAGGAACACUAAUGAAAUAUAAAAAUACUAUGAAAGAUUAUUUUAAAUCGCUUAAAUAUAAGGUAGGAAAAGGUAUUUACUUUAACAACCCACAUCAACUUUUAGACAGACUUGAAUUACUCGGUGGUUCAAUUCUUGCUGGGAAUAAUGGUGUUAUAAAUGAGUUUUCUCAUAUAGCACAUCUUCUCAAUAAGAUGAAAGUGAUCUCAAAGAAACAACUUAAUAAUUUACUAAAAAAUCAUAUACUUACUAAAUAAAAUGGAAGAACGAGCUAUUCACAUUUCCUCAUUAAAUAGGGAAAAAAGAGGAACAAACAAACCUGGUGAUUUUACUAUUAAGUUUAAUCCAUCUUUGAAACUCAACCCUGAUAAGAAACACGAACUUGCUCUUGAUCGCCUGUCUAUGACUUACUCUUGGUAUAACAUUAGUAGUGAUUAUGGUAAUAACAAAAUUAAAUACACCCACGAUGGAUCCACCUGGCAAACAAUUACUUUUGUAAAUGGAGCGUAUUCCUACUCAGAUAUCAACGAUUACAUUCAUCAAUAUAUGUCUCAAAAGUCUCAUCACUCAACAGAUUCAAAUGGAAAUAAAACUUAUUCAAUCAAUCUAACUUUUAUACUAUCUACAUAUCGAGUGUUAGUAUCACUUGAUGGUGAUUAUCAACUUGAUCUGAGAGGAACAGAUUUUGGAGACCUGAUUGGAUUUGAAAAGAAACUUAUUACAAAAACAGAGUAUGGAUCAAAACUACCAAAUAUCACAAAUUCGAUUGAUGUGUUAAAUAUCAACACAACCGCAAUAACUAAUAGUAUUGUAAAUGGAAUAAAUACUAAUACUAUUGCUGUGGUACCAACAGACAAUCUCACAAGGUCUUAUCCAUUUACGUUUGAGCCUAAAAGACCCUUGCAUUGUCCUUUAUCAUCUAAUCAUAUAGAUGAAAUGAGAAUAUAUGUAACAGACUCACUUGGAAGACCAGUAAAUUUUAAUGGUAUAGAUUGGUUUAUGACUUUGAUACUUCACUCGAUGUAAUAGGGGAACAGCCCCUAUGACCCCCUCCCUCAGAUAAAUAUAUAUUCAUUAGAUAAAAAUGAUGCGACAAUCAGAGUUUAAAAUGAAACUUGACCCUGAAUUGGGUAGAUAUACAAGACAACAUAUUUACGGAGAAGGAAUGAUGGAUGUGAUUAAAUCCUUUGGUUCAAAAUUAUUUGGAAAGACAAUGAAAAAAGCUGCUAAAAAGGGUGCACAAAAAGCGGUAACAGCAGCUGCAACAAAAACUGGUGAACAUGUAGGAAAAAAGGCUGGUGAUAAGAUAGUGAAAUUGUUAUCCAACGGGGAGGUGCAACCCCCCCGAAAACCCCCUGCUAAAAAAGUUACUUUUAAUAAAAAUGUUGAAACAAUUCCAAACACUCAACAAGAGAUAGAUCAAAGAUUGAAUGCAAUUCUUAGUGGAGGUUCAACACGUAAGAGAAAAUUAUAUAAUUAUUAAAAUAAAAUGAAGUCUUUUAGAAAUCCAAAAUAUUUAGAAAGAUAUGAAGAUGUUGUUUUUGAGCUUGAACAGGCUUUAGCAACACCAGCAAAUAAUGCUAAUCAAACUAAAACAGGUCAUAGAUUUGUUGCUGAUAACACAGGAGAAGCUACUCCUUUUGAUUGGUAUAACGCGCGAUUUUCAGUAGAUUUCAAAGUACAACUUUUAGAUGGAAAUGAUUUUAAUAAUAAUAAUCCACAAGCUGGAAUAGUAAAUGGAUCAAAUAGUUUAAUUAAAAAUUUAUCAAUCCUAGCAAAUGGUAGAGAUGUUUACAGUUGCAACUAUGCUAAUCAUGUAGUAAAUAUUAAAAAUUUGCUUGAGUAUAAUCCAUCUUAUGUUAAGAGUGUUGCCACAAAUGAAUUUUAUUAUCUUGAUACAUCAAGAAUUGCUCAUGCUACUGAAUUUACAAUUAAUAACACAAAUGUUACUGGAGGAGCUAAUGUUGUAAAAGGUAGAGAAGCUAAUUAUAACAAAGGUUUUGCAAUAAGAAGAGCGUUAAUAGGCAACUCAACAACAAUUAGUUGUGAUAUUCCCUUCAACAGAUAUUCUUUCUUUGAAUCUCUAGAGGACAAGCUUCUUCCAAAUACAAAAAUUGAGUUGAAUAUAGAACUAGAAUCAGAUGCUAAUCUUAUUUGGAGAACUGGAGGUAAUGCUUGUAGAGUUGUACUAACAAGAUUUCAACUAUUUGUUCCAAGAUUAACAUUUAACUCAGAAGGACAAAAACUAUACAUGGAAAAUUAUCUCAAACCAUACAAAUGGGUGUAUCUUAAUGAAGUAGUAGAACGAUCAAAUAACUCUCAACAGCAAACAGGUCAUUUUAGAAUUACAAAUGCAAUCUCAAAACCACGUCAUGUAUUUGUUUUUGGAAUUAACACAGCCAAUAUUGAUUCACAAACAGCAAAUCCAUUUUUAUACAAUACUUUUAACCUCCCAAACAAUGCUAAUAUAUCUCGUUGUUAUCUCGAGGUUGGAAAUGGAAAUGAGUACCCUGAUAUUCACUUUAAACCAUCUACAGAUCCAGCAAGAGUUUUCAGAGAAGUAAUGUCAUAUGUUUACGCAAAUAACGACUUUCAAGGUGGAACACUACUUAAUAGAUCAAAUUUUGGUUCUUUGUUCCCAUUUGUUUACUUUGACUUAACAAAACAAAAAAUGGAUAUCAAAGAUGGAGUUACAAAAUUAGCAUUUCACUACGAACUAUCUGCUAAUCCAAAUGCUGAUUAUAAUUUAUACGCUUUAGUACUCCACGAACGAGUGGCAGAAAUUGAACAGCAAGGCGGAAAACUAUUGCUUAGGGCUUAA